Messenger RNA from Chara braunii, 3570 nucleotides. Lineage: Eukaryota; Viridiplantae; Streptophyta; Charophyceae; Charales; Characeae. The record is from the annotation of a GenBank genome assembly.
AGCGGGGUUCGAUCCGUUGAACCUGGUCAUGAUCAAGAUCGCCAAAUCCUGCUUCGUCAGCAAAUCGGGACACCAUACAGAGAGAGAAGAGGGAGUUUGAUUGGGAGCAACAGAGAGAGAGAGAGAGAGAGAGAGAGAGAGAGAGAGAGAGAGAGAGAGAGAGAGAGAGAGAGAGAGAGAGAGAGAGCAAAGCGAAGGAUAUAGAGAGCAAAAUUCGAUUUUUCAUACUAGUAUCUUUGCUAAGCGCCACGUGUCGUUGCCAUUCCCUUACACGUGGCAACAUUUUGUGUUUUUUUUUUUCCCCUCAAAAUUGUUCCAAUUUCAUACACUCCCAACAUUUCCCAGUAUCCCCGCCGAGAACCCUUCUUUUUUUUUCCUUUUUUUUUUGUGUUCUUCUCCUCAAUCAGAACCCUCAACGCCCGCGGAAUCAGUCUAAUCUUUUUUUUUUUCCUUUCUUUGGGUUACGUCUAAUCAAUUUCAAGGAGCCAAUCCGAUUCUACCACUGAUUAAUUAGAUUCAAAUCAGAACUAUUAAUAAACUAGACGGUAAAUUAAACUUAUUAAUAAGGCAUACUUCAUAUGACCGCCAUUGACUGAGUGACUUGAGAUUCGCUGCCGCCCCCCCCCUGCCACGUGGCGGUCACCAGCCACCCCCGCUCUCUCCUCUCCUCCACUGCGGGAUUCCCCCCCCAACCCGCUCAACCCCGCCCAACCAAGUAUACAAAAUGAGAAUGAACCUUCCGCUAGAAAAUGUAAAGAUACACCCACCGCCCCCCUACACGCGCACACAAGCUUGGCACUCCGAUGUCACGAGGGGGUCGUCGACAUACUAUGACCCAUCCGUUGACCAUCGACGUUUGACUUUUUACUCUGUUGAUCGAGCGGUCUGCUUGGUCAAGGACUCGGUCAUAAUUGCCUUGGUCAACGAGUAGUUUGACUUGGUCAACGACUUGGACAUGGUUUGUCUUGGUCAACGAUUGUCGUCCUCCAUUGCCAACGAACAGGCGAAGAAGGAAGCUGAACAGAAGUCUCCUUCUUCUUCCUCUUUGACGCAAUACAGACCAGCACGUCCUCUUCCACCCCCCUCACACCUCUUCCACCCACUUCACCACCUCCACACCCUCCUCCUCUCCUUUGUUCUCUUACGGUAUAUUCCACCACCUGGAGCUGAAGUCAUCGCUGUCUAGGUGACAAGCGUGCUGGAAAGAGUAUCGAAGUUUGACUGUAUCGUGAGGUCAAAGUCAAAGUCAAAGUCAAAGUUGUAAGCUUUGACCUUUCUCGCUUUUCCCUCCAGCCAUGUUCUGGUCAAGGAAAUCCGCCAAAGGGGACAAAGGUGCGAGGAGCACCCAAGAAUCCACCACCACCAACCCCUCCUCCUCCUCCUCCUCCUCCUCCACCUCUACAUCCAAUGUACCCGCAGAGACAGGUGGAAGCCAGCCCAAGACUGACCCCCAACAACCCCAACAAACACCACCUCCACCAUCACCAGCGCCCACCUCUCUCUCCUCCUCGUCCUCCUGCUCUACAUCCUCUGUGCUCGCAGUGACAACUGGGAACCAGCCAAAGAUUGACCCACAGCAACCGCAACAAACACCACCUCCACCACCUCCACCUCCACCUCCUCCUCCUCCACCUCCACCUCCUCCAUUGCUCCUUUCUCUCCCAUCAAGCCGAUCUACCCCUUCGCCUGUUCCAGCAUGGAAGGCGCCAUCUCCGUCUGCGGCGAGCAUGCCGGCCGAGGCACCGACUUCUUCGCUUGCCACGUCAGCAGCUUCUCAGGGAGAGCCUUCGACUCAUCGUGCCACGUCAGCAUCGGACGGUCCAGCUCAGCAGAUCCUCGCCAAGCUGAAGGAGAAGGUGUCAUCAAGGCCAUCACCUCCUCCUCCCCGUCAUCCCUCUCUGCGACUGCAGAUCGACCAAGCAGCAUUGCCUUCGCAGUCCACAUCUGGAUCCUCGUCGCCAUCGCCAUCGCCAUCGCCAUCCCCUUCGAAGCAGAAGAUGAAGCUGCCCUGGUCGGCUUCGUCCUCUCCAGUGCCAGGCUCCACGUCAGCAGCACCGUCAUCAGGCGAUGAUGACAUGGCCAGAGGUGGCGGAUCAACCUCUACUCCUCCUCCUCCCCCUCCCCCGCCUCCUUCUCCUCUCCGUGCUUUUCCUCCUUCUCCACGUCGCUAUACCUCCACCAUGGCCGCUCAGGCGUCGGAGGAAACCGCCCUACCGUCAUCCUCAAGCCAAGCCGAAGCCCUGUCGUCAAUGCUGAUGAUGGCGUCGCAAAGCAUGUCAGAAGAGAAACCACCACGCAGGCAAAGCAGUCAAUCUCUGCCGCCGCCAUCGCCACUUGCUUCACAGUACUACCCUCAGCCGCAAUCGACGGCUCACGGAUCGUCAUCGUCUCCCUCUGCAUCAUCCCCAUCAUCGCCAUCGCCGACUUCGCUUCGGCGAUCCAGUUCUGGAAAGGUCCCAUUGCUUAGGACAGCGACCUUCAGCAGCACGACCAAAUCUCUCUCUAUCUCAGAGAUCCCUUCCUCCUCUUCGCCCAAAUCACCCAGAACGCCAAGAUCACCCACAACUGCCAUGCCAAUGGCGACGGCGAUGGCGUCGAACGUGCAGCAGGAGUCCGCUGAGCUAGCGGGAACGAGGAGGAAGACGGACCCCUGUGUCUUGACUCCUCGUGGGCCAUUCCUAAGGUCAUCGCCAUCGCCAUCGCCAUCGCCAUCGUCAUCAUUGGCCUCACCAUCGUCGCCAUCCGGUCCAUCGCCGCCGUCCACUAAACUCGCAGAAGAAAUGAAGAUCAAAACGUCACUGCCAACAACACCACGAGGGCAGCCUCAAGCCUCCUUACUCAGACAAGAUCAUUCUUCUUCUUCUUCUUCUUCUUCUUCUUCUUCUUCUUCUUUGUGGUCUUCUUCUUUUACAACGAGUACUAGUGCUAUGACUACUACGGCUACUGCCGCUGCUGGCGGUGUUUCGUCUUCUGGAGCAGUGCCGAGUUUUGAACCUCCAUUGAGGCUGUGGAGGAAGAGGUUAUCAGCACCUGCGUUCAACCUUGGCAAAGCAGCUUUGGCUAUGGCGGCAGGUGCUUCUUCACCAUCGUCGUCUUCACAGGAACGACCGGUAGCUCGUCACCGGUCCAUCACUCCCGACUCCGCCCUGGAGGAGGUGCUGAAGAGGGCAUCCAUGGUGGGGCCCAUCCACGGAUUGCGACGGAAGUCGGCGACAGGAGUGGCGUUGGCCAUUGGAUCAUCAUCGCUCUUGCAGGACAAUUCGCCGGUGGAAAAUGCGGCGGCAGUUUGCGCGGCGGCGGUGGCGGCCGCCGCCACUGUGGCAGCGGGGGCAGCGGGAAAUAUAUCGCCCAUAGCUCCACCGAGAUCCCGCCGAGGCUCAUUUCUCAAUCCCUUGCCGCCAUCGCCUCUCGGCACUGCUGUCGCGGGAUCCCAACCGGCUGCUACGUCGCCCAACGAGGAAAAAAACGAGAAGAAACUCUACUAUGAACGGGAAGAGUAUCGGUGACAAAACAAAUUGAAAGUCCAAAGUCUAUUAACCUCAUAAGAUGAAACAAAAUGUCAAGACCACU